Melanotaenia boesemani (Boeseman's rainbowfish) is the source of this 7105-nucleotide messenger RNA. RefSeq names its product membrane-associated guanylate kinase, WW and PDZ domain-containing protein 2-like. Lineage: Eukaryota; Metazoa; Chordata; Actinopteri; Atheriniformes; Melanotaeniidae. Gene Ontology annotation, molecular function: signaling receptor complex adaptor activity; type II activin receptor binding; SMAD binding. The coding region runs from base 256 to 4839 and encodes 1527 amino acids. The transcript has 22 exons. The record is from RefSeq and is a predicted model, not a curated record. Gene Ontology annotation, biological process: signal transduction; receptor clustering. Gene Ontology annotation, cellular component: cytoplasm; dendrite.
CCGGGUCAUCCGCCAGGAUCUGUCUCUUGCGUCUGUGUGUCUGACAGAGUAAUAAUUAUUUCAUCCGCCGCCGUGCUGUACUGCAGCUCUCUGCCCGACUGCGCGGCUCGCCGAGCGGACACUGCGCUUUAGCGUGCACCGGUGAAGAUGGAGCCACGAGCGCUGUGAAGCUGCAGCCGGUCGCACAAAGGCUGGGAUGAGACGGUAGGAGGCUUCUUGUAUGGGCUAACCCGUGGUUAUUAACUCGCCCUAACGAUGUCGAAGAGCCUCAAGAAGAAAAACCACUGGACCAACAAAGUCCACGAAGCAGUGAUAACCCGGGGGAAAGAAGGGGAGCUGGGGUUUGAGCUGAAGGGGGGCGCGGAAAACGGCCAGUUCCCCUACUUCGGCGAGGUGAAGCAGGGGAAGGGACUGAUCCAGAGCGGAAAACUGGCCCAGGAUGAGCUGCUGCUGGAGGUCAACGACAUGCCAGUGGCCGGGCUCACCACACGGGACGUGCUGGCCGUGAUUAAACACUGCAAAGACCCGGUCCGCUUCAAAUGUGUCAAGCAAGGGGGGGUGGUUGACAAAGAUUUGCGACACUACCUCAACCUGCGCUUUUCCAAGGGCUCAGUGGACCACGACCACCAGCAGAUCAUCAGAGACAACCUCUACCUCCGUACUGUUCCCUGUACCACCAGGCAGCCUAAGGAGGGGGAGGUGCCAGGGGUGGACUACAAUUUUGUGAGUGUGGAGCGUUUUAUGGAACUGGAGCAAAGUGGAGCCCUGCUAGAGAGUGGAACCUAUGAAGAUAACUUCUACGGCACACCAAAACCUCCAGCGGAGCCGUCCCCGGCAGCCCCUCCUCUGAAUGUGAGUGAGGCUUUGCUUCCAGGAGCCCGGCCCAGCGCCCAGGGCAAGAGAAAGAGGAACCAGUCAGUUAGUAACAUGGAGCAGCGCGCCAGUCUGGAGCCGCCUGAGGAGGAGGAAGAGGAGAGCCCAGUUGUCAAUGGCAACGGGGUGGCAAUCACACCAGAGUCCAGUGAACAUGAGGACAAAAGCACAGAUGCCUCUGGGGAGGUUGCUGUUGAAGGAUCCAGCCAGGACCCAGCAUCUGCUGAGCCUCCAAUUGAAGGGGAGGAGACCCCAAAAUCUCCCUCCAAAUCACCCACAAAAGUCCCUGACACAGAUGAGGAAGAGCUGGGUCCUCUGCCUGACAACUGGGAGAUGGCUUACACUGAAAAGGGAGAGGUUUACUUCAUAGAUCACAACACCAAAACUACGUCAUGGCUCGAUCCUCGGCUAGCAAAGAAAGCAAAGCCACCAGAGGAAUGCAGGGAAGAUGAGCUGCCGUAUGGCUGGGAGAAGAUAGAUGACCCCAUCUAUGGCAGCUACUAUGUCGACCACAUCAAUCGAAGGACUCAGUUCGAGAAUCCAGUCCUGGAAGCUAAAAGACGCCUGGAGCAGCAGAGACAGAUGCAAAGCCAGGGACUUUCUGCUCUACCUUUACCUACAAUAUACAGAGAAAAGCCGUUGUUUACGAGGGAUCCAACCCAGCUGAAGGGCACUUUCCUGUCGACAGCCCUGCAGAAGAGCAACAUGGGAUUUGGCUUCACAAUUAUAGGAGGCGAUGAGCCCGAUGAGUUCUUGCAAGUGAAGAGUGUUAUACCAGAUGGACCUGCUGCUCAGGAUGGGAAAAUGGACACAGGUGAUGUCAUUGUCUACAUAAAUGACAUCUGCGUGCUUGGCACCACACAUGCCGACGUUGUCAAGCUUUUCCAGUCUGUACCGAUUGGUCAGAGCGUGACUCUUGUGCUCUGUCGAGGAUAUCCUCUUCCUUUUGACCCUGAAGAUCCAAGUGGAGCAGCAAGUGCGUCCCUGACACCCAUUGGCUUGGAACACCGUCCGCUAGUGGUGAAUGGUCGCGGAAGCUACGACCCAUACCUGGAAUACCUGUCGCUGAGCUCUCAGCUUCCCCCUCAAGCACUGGCCCAGGCUGGAGCCUCUCACCCCGGGGACACACAUCUGGACGGCUCCUCACUGCCGCCCACCACACCUGGUUCAGCAUCAGCGCUCACACCUCAUAAUGAUAACAUAUCGAUAGGCUCCUCUGGGACUGCAGGUGUUGCCGGGGCAACAGCUCAAGGGGCAGAGCUGCUAACGGUUACCAUGGUGAAAGGUGCAGAAGGAUUUGGGUUCACAAUUGCGGAUAGUCCCACCGGUCAGCGAGUUAAACAGGUGCUAGAGCCAGGCUCACAGGGAGCAUCUGGGGUGAUAGAGGGAGACCUGAUCCUGGAGGUGAAUCAGCAGCCAGUGGCUGCAGCUGGACAUGGACGAGUGGUGGAAUUGCUCAAAGAGUGCCCUGUGGGAGCUGAAGCAACACUCCUCAUACAAAGAGGAGGAACAGGUCACAUAUCUCCAUGGAAGGCUUCCAAACAGUUGCCUGACCAGUGGGACCCCCAUGGCAGCCCUCAGGCAAACCUAUCUGGCCUAGUCUUGCCACCUGGCACACCUUUCCCAAACCAGCCCCAACACCGCACAUCUGUGCCCGACUCCACCGAAGGCUUCGACCUCAACAAACCUGAUCCUUACGAUCUUUACGAGAAGUCGAGGGCCAUCUAUGAGAGCAGACGUCCCGAGUACGAGGAGGUGGAGGUUCACCUGCUAAGGGAAAAGACGGGGUUCGGCUUUCGCAUCCUUGGGGGAGACGAGGCCGUGCAGGCUGUGAGUCCGGACGCCCGUGACAAGAUUGUUAUUGGUGCUAUAAUAGAGAACACUCCUGCUGAGCGUGAUGGGCGGCUUCGACCUGGGGAUGAGCUCAUUUCUGUGGAUAAAAAUGUGGUUGCUGGGAAACCACACAAAUAUGUAAUAGACUUGAUGCACGCAGCUGCUCGAAAUGGUCAAGUCAGCUUGACUGUGAGAAGGAGAGUCCAAAUGCCUGGUGAACCUUGUCCAGUGAAUGGUCGCAGCCCCGGCUCAGUGUCGACGCAACACAGCUCUCCACGGAGUGAUGCAGCUGUGGCUUCAAGUAUAACAGUGGUCGCUGCCCCCGUUGCCACUUCAACCCCAGAGGGAUCUGCCCUGCAAACCAGCGAUGUUGUUAUUCACCGCAAAGAGAACGAAGGUUUUGGGUUUGUCAUCAUCAGCUCCCUCAACCGGCCAGAGAACACCACUGUCAUCACUGUGCCCCAUAAAAUUGGACGCAUCAUUGAGGGCAGCCCUGCAGACAGAUGUGGGAAGUUGAAGGUGGGCGACCGGAUCCUGGCUGUAAAUGGACAGUCCAUCAUCAGCAUGCCACAUGCGGACAUCGUCAAGCUCAUUAAAGAUGCUGGAUUGACAGUCACACUACACAUCAUACCAGAGGAAGGUUCCCAUUCUGGACCCAGCUCAGAGAAACAGAGCCCCAUGACCCAAAAACACAGUCCACAGACCCAGCCAAGCCCUGUAGCCCAGCCAAGUCAAGGAGGCACCCAGUCAUGCCAAAUGGUCCCUCAGUCAGGCCAAACAACCACUCAGUCAGGUCAAGUACCAGCCCUGCCUGGCCAGACACCAGCUCAAACAAACCAAACCGUGACUGGCCCUCUUGCACCAGCAGCCUCCCACCCUGCUCCAGCUGGAACCCAGCAGAGUCCAGUUGCCCAGCCCUCUGGUCUCCCUCCACAGCUUUACCUUCAUGAUGGCAGAUCAGAGGUAAAGGCAAGACAAGACGUCAAACCUGACUUCCGCCAUCCUCCAUUCACCGACUAUCGGCAACCUCCUGUUGACUACCGUCACCCUCCAGUGACUGAUUAUCGCCAACCACCAACGCUGGACUACCGACAUCCACCUGGUCUGCUGGACUUCAGACAGCACCCUGCUGCUGCACAGUUUCCUUUGGGGAUUCCUCCUGACUUCAGACCACAGGACUAUGAUUAUUUCACAGUGGAGCUGGAGAAAAGUGCAAAAGGUUUCGGUUUCAGUAUCCGUGGGGGCAGAGAGUACAGCAUGGACCUAUUUGUGCUGCGGCUUGCGGAGGAUGGUCCUGCCAUAAGAAAUGGAAGAAUGAGGGUAGGGGAUCAGAUCAUAGAGAUUAACGGGGACAGCACUCGGGACAUGACUCACGCCCGCGCUAUUGAACUCAUCAAGGCGGGAGGCAGGCGGGUCAGGCUGCUGCUGAAGAGAGGCACAGGACAGGUGCCAGAAUAUGACUGUCCCGGCCCCUGGGAUUCCCUUUCUACAGUCCACUCUGCCCUGCAGGAAGUGACCAUGGAACCAAACCUGAAUUCAUUGCUGUCAUCCCAUCCAGCCUCAGCCCCAGACCCACCUCAUCAGCUCUCUCUAGAGGCCACAGUGUGCAUGGCAGACAACUCUCCACUGCUGACAGACCACAGCUCCAUUAGAGGGGCUACAGGUGGCAGGUCCACCGAGCAAAGGUGCAUCAUCAGGGGGCAGGGAAUCCCUCCAGGGUCUGGAAAAGUGGACUGUGGACCUGGUGACAGGCAGCCUCGUGCUUUGCCUCCUAAAGCUGUUGUGGGAAGGUCCAUUGAGGGAAGGGAAACUUGCUCCCCCUGCUGUGAGAGAAGAAGCCUGCAAACACAGACAGUGGGCACUGUUUGGCCUUAUGUGAGUGUGAAUUUGAAUGGAGCCCCUCUGGGCAGUGGGGAUGGACAUUUCAGCCUCCAGGAGAGGCUGGUGCCCAGAGGUCUGUUUUCCAGAGAAGAUGAGAAGACCAGUGGCCACAGUGGGCUUUGCUGCCCCUCUAAAACAAUUGAAGAUCCGCCAGCAAGAAGUGCAGCUGCCUCCCCAGGGCCCUGGAACAUCCCUGGGUCUGACAAACUCCCUGGCACCCUGAGAUCCUGGACCUCCACAGUAAGCAGGUAGAAUGGAUCCUCGUGGUUUGGGCUGGAUGUUUCCACAUUCAGUUCCCCAACGGAAGACAUCUCCCUUUGGCCUGUCAUGUUUUCUUCCCCAUAUACUUAUGAAGUCUUGUUUUAUGUUUAAUUUGUUCUUUUAAGAUAAUUAUUACACCCACCACCUUAAAAAAGAAAGAAACGUUCUUAGUGUAAACCUGAUAGAGACCCUUACAUGUGAACAAAGACAUUUUGAUAACAGAAGGAGCAACAAAGUCUCGUUCUGGAAGAAGCUGCACACCUUUAAUUGCUCAACUAUAUCCGGCUUAGACUGGUUAGUGCAGUAUGGUCUGCUCCAACAGAUUUAAAUCUGCUUCAUUUCUCUGUUAAGUGGGAAGAUUAAGACUAUUGGUCUGUCAGAUGGAGGCAGUGACACUGAAACUCUGUCUCAAACGACAGCCUGGGUAGCCGAUAUAUGUUACACGCCAAUAAUAUAUAACAUGUUGUAAAUGUAAAGAUGUGAAAAAUAUGUACAUUUGGUAAACUCAAAAACAGACCUGUAGGAGUUUUUGAGGCAGUGUUGUAGUUAGAUACAAUAUACAAAACUAAAAGAGGAAAGAGAAAUAACCUGGGACAGUAUUUUAGAAUCACUGUUUCCAUUGCCUCGUCUAUAACUACAUAUCAAAGACUGCGCAAGUCACCAAACCCAGACAGCGCCGUUUGUGUGCAUGGAAAUGAAACAUCAUGUCAUUAGACAGGGUCUCACAAGUCUUUUAGAGGAAGAACAUAGAAAGAACAUUAUCUUUGAAGCAGACAAGUUGGCAUUCAUGUGAAACAAAAGGGAUCUUUUUUCCCAUCACUUUUGAAAGACUGAGAAUAGUCGGCUUAGUAAGAACUCAUUCUACUCCUGAGUUAUGUCCGCAACCUUGAGUCAACCAUGCAGCCAUUGUUCAGAGUUAAAAGCAGUAUUGUAUUCAUUUAAUGCUCAACAGGAAAAUUUUGUCCAUUGUCCCAUUUCUAUGCCUUUUACUGUGUGUACCACAUCACUGUGGGAGAGGGGAAGAAGAGGCUGAUGGUCAUGAGGUGGGGCAGAGUGCCUUACUCAAACUAAUGCAGAGCUGUUGUGAUUUGUUUUGGGAACUUGGUAAUCAUGCACACAUCAGCAAACUGCUGAGUUGGGGAGCCUGUAUUUCUUCAGACGUGACGCCAAGCAGUAUAUAUCUCGAUCCACUCUCAGCUGUAAAUGCAUCUAUCAAUGUCAAUAAUUGCCCUUUUCCCCAAAUGUUUUUUGAAAGGGGGGAAAUGUAGCCUGUAGCAUCACAUUCUCUUCUCAGUUAUGUAGAACUAUUUAUCAGAAUGGACCACAGUCCUUGUAUUUCAACUUUGCUCUCUAUGAAGACAUUAAGUUUGCAUUUUUACAGGCAGAGGCAGUGCCCACUGGAUUUGAAUCCAAGGUUUUAGAUGAUCUGUGAAACACAUUUAAAGCAUUUUCUUUAAUCACAAGAGCUUGUGUCUCGUAGAAGUUGAGGCAUGCUGCUAUUAAAUGGAGACAUUCAAGACAAAACCAUUCUCCCUCCUGCAUUUUCUAUAUUUGGAAAUCAUCUGUUUCUCUCAGCAAGUUAUUUGUUCUUUAUUAAAAAAUGAACCACAAGAGCUUUGGGUACCGGAGGACCAGAUGAAGCAUUGUGACAAUUUGACUGAAUGCAACAUGUUGGCAGACCCACUCUGCACAUGUGAACUGCUGGGGACAUAUGUGCAUACUGGGACACCUCCAGGACUGAUCUUGACCUGCACUGAGAUGUGGUCUGGAUGUUUUUGAGCUGACUGAACUGUGGGUUUGGAUGGGGAAACUGGUUAACGUGUUAGCAAGCAGCAUGACAACAUGCCAUUAGGCUGUAGAAAUGUGUUUACUGUAUGUACAAAUGUCAGAGUUUAGAACAGCUGAGAGAACGCGUCAUCUCGCCCUCUAUCUCCAUCCAGGCCGUCACCCUGCCUGCUGUGACUGGUUUUGUACACAGAAACAAAAAAAAAGAAAAAACUGUUGAAGGAUGGCAAGUUCAUAAACCCCCAUUGAGAUCAAGUAUAACUGUGUAGUGUUAAUUGUGUACUAUUCACCUUGUACAGCUGUAUUCCUACAAAUAUGGUUUACUGUAUCAUUGAUACUGUAGUUUCAAAGACGUGAACAACUAUUUUUAUGAAAUGCGACAGUACUGAUAUAUUACAUUUUGCUAAAAAACAAAAAACUUGUUUACUGAAAGAUAUUCUGAAAUACUGUCAAAUAAACUCUUGACAUGGUG